Molecule: messenger RNA, 1965 nt
Organism: Galleria mellonella (greater wax moth)
Lineage: Eukaryota; Metazoa; Arthropoda; Insecta; Lepidoptera; Pyralidae
Exons: 2
Coding region: 1-1965 (654 amino acids)
Biological process (GO): DNA integration
Molecular function (GO): nucleic acid binding
Source: RefSeq, a predicted model, not a curated record
AUGGACUUCAAACUGUCCAAAUUUCUAGAAAAGGUGUCAGAUUCCGACUUGUACUCGGAGCAACUUCGUGAUUUUGAAGAUGUUCGUGAUGUUUCGGUUAAAAUAUUGGGUCUUUCAUGGUUUUCUGGGGAUGAUCUAAAAAGAUCAUUUAAGACAUCUUCCAGUGAUACUCGUUGUACCAAGCGAUCCAUUCUGUCGGACAUCGCAAGAAUCUUCGACCCAUUGGAUUCAACUGUCGCUCUGACUUGGAUUCGUGCUUGUCCAUCUAAAUGGAAAACUUUCGUGGCUAAUAGAGUGGUAAAUAUUCAGGAGAAAGUCCCUCCGCAAAAUUGGCAUCACGUUUCUGUGUUUGAAAAUCCAGCGGAUUGUGGUUCUCGCGGCUUACUUCCUGUUGAUUUAGUCCAGAAUACGUUAUGGUGGGCGGGAAACCCUGAAGUGUCGUGGCCACAUUCAGAGAUGUCGUUCGAUCAAGCCGCUGCUGAUGAACAAAAGAUUUAUAGUCUUUUCACAGCCUCUAAUAUGUCGUUUAUAGAUGAUUUAUUAAAUAGAUUCUCGUCGUUACAGCGCGCCUUGCGUAUUUUGGCUUAUUGUUUUAGAUAUAUUCAUAAUUUGCAAAACCCUAUGCUGAAAAAUAAUUGUAAUUUGUCGGGUGCAGAGAUAAAUCAAGCGUUUCGUUUUCUAGUGAGGCAUGUUCAAGCGUUGUUUUGCAUCAGAAUUUUGUAUUUAUCGAAGGAAGAAUCGUCGCUUUCCAUUUCCAAACCCAUUCGAAAGUUGUCUCCAUUCUUGGAUGAACAUGGUCUUUUGAGGGUGGGCGGUCGGCUUUCCAUAACUUAUGAUGUCAAACAUCCAAUUUUAUUGCCUCGUAAUCAUAGAUUAACAACACUCAUUAUCAAAGAGUAUCAUCAUCGGUUUAUGCACCCUGGUAUGCAAACUUUGAAAAACUUAUUAUCUCAAGAGUUUUGGAUAUUGUCUUCGAAGAGAGCUAUUCAUGCAGUAAUAUCCUCGUGUGUAAAAUGCUUUCGUGCUCAUCCUAGAGUUGCAGCGCCACCUAUCAUGGGUAAUUUACCAGCGUGUCGUAUCAAUCAAAUAAAGCCAUUUUCGGUUUCGGCAGUCGACUAUGCUGGUCCUUUCGAUAUUAGUUUGGGUCGUGGUCGUGGUACACGUACAUUUAAAUCGUACGUAUGUGUUUUUGUAUGCACUUUGCACCUUGAACUCGUGUCUGAGUUAACUACGGAAGCAUACCUAGCAGCUUUAAGGCGCUUUAUCGCUCGGCGCGGUCGUUGCUCUCGGUUGAUUUCGGAUCAAGGUAGAAAUUUUAUCGGUGCAGCAAAUGUAUUGCAUGACUUGCUGCAAAAUGCUACGCAUGUAGAACAAAUUGAAUUUGUCUUUAAUCCACCAGGUAGUCCGCAUUUUUCCGGUUUAGCAGAAGCUGGUGUGAAGUCAAUAAAGACUCAUUUGUCUCGUGUAAUAGGUAUACAACGUCUUACUUUCGAAGAGUUUUAUACCGUCUUAGCUCAAAUAGAGGCCAUGUUAAACUCAAGACCUCUAUCGCCUAUCAGUUCGGAUCCCAAUGACUUUUCGGUGUUGACUCCUGGUCAUUUUCUCACCAUGGAACCUCUCACUAUAUUACCUGAAAGUAAUCUAGUUGAUAUAAAAUUGGGACCGUUGCAGCGUUGGAAAUUGCUACAAAAAAUCCAUCAGGAUUUCUGGCGCAAGUGGCAUUUAGAGUACUUGCAUACCUUGCAGUCGCGUCUCAAAUGGUACAACAAACAACAGGAGAUUGAUGUCGGCACUCUUGUUCUCAUUGUCAAUGAGCAAUGCAGUCCAAUGAAAUGGAGGAUUGGUCGAGUAGUCAAACUUCACCGUGGUACUGAUGGAGUUUGUAGAGUCGUUACCAUUCGAACCAAUUCUGGUGAAUGUAAGAGGCCAGUCGUUAAACUGUGCCCUCUACCGUUAUCAAAUUAA